GGCUUUGGUUUGAUGAUAACCUUGAGCCUUAUAAGGCAAGGCGUCCAACCCAUAUAAACCUCAAAUUCCCGAAACCAACACUGCUACUUUCUCUGAUUCAAAUUUCGCGCUCCCAACAUCAGCAAACAACAGCUGUUGAAUUCUAAGGCUCAAUUCAGUGCAAUUGAAGAAUAGUAAUCAACAUGGAAGAGCAAGACACCCAAAUAGCCAGAAAGCGCAAGAUAAAUGAUAUGGAGCAUGAAAGAAGUGAGGACAGAGGUGAAUUAAAUGAAGAAAAUGGGGAAGAAGAGAGUGAGAUGAACUUCUCUGGAUCAGAAGAAAUGAGGCUUGGCAUUGCUCGCCUUCAUGAGAAAGUUGAGGCAUAUAAUCAACUGGUUUCUGAGAUGCUGGAAUCUGGAAAGUCACUGUUCAACAAGCUAAGCCAGGAUUAUGAAGAGCGAGUUCUCAUGAUCCACAAGGAGCAGAUUGAGAAAUGGCAGGAAGAGAUGAAGGAGCUGAGGGUGAUCGAUGCAACUAAUGAGGAAAUGAAUGAUCGCCUUAAUAAUGUCAAAUGCCUACUUCAAACUGUUCCUAUCGGCCAAUGAAGAUUCAGCAUUUCAACUGCUAAUUAGACCUUGAUCCGUUGCUUUUUCUGCUGUGAAUCAUGGAUUUGCCUGAGGACAACCAAAGCUGUUUACAAGUGCAGGUAUAUCUGCCAAAUUUUGUGCACUCUCUUACUUCUAUAUAUAUAUGCAUCAUUAAUUGAAAGACCGCUUUUAUUGUAAAGGUUGAUCUAGUUAUAGUUGCUCCACCUUAGAUUACCGAUAAAGAAGUAUGGGUAAUCCUGUUCUCAUAACUGCGAGUCUGCUACCUCUUCAAUAUACAAUUUUUUUUUUUCCUGGAAUGGAGUUAGUACUUCACUUUGAAGAAUCAUGUUGACUUAAAUGUGUAAUUGCAAGCCGAGAGAUUGAACUGCACAAAUCCAAAA
This is a messenger RNA of Chenopodium quinoa (quinoa), 967 nucleotides long. RefSeq lists its product as uncharacterized. The transcript is spliced from 6 exons. The record is from RefSeq and is a predicted model, not a curated record. The coding region runs from base 183 to 584 and encodes 133 amino acids. NCBI's taxonomy places the organism in Eukaryota, Viridiplantae, Streptophyta, Magnoliopsida, Caryophyllales, Amaranthaceae.